CUUUGUGGUCUUGGUCAAUUGUUCUUUGUGACCUUUUCACUUUGAGACUUUCCCAGUCUAUAACUCAAUUCAGAACCUGUUUGUUUGUCUUCCCCUCUCACGCACACUUUUUCGAUCUUGUUUUCCUCUUUUAUAUUUCUUCUCUUCUGUGAUUAUGCAUUUGUUUUUGUUAUCAAAUAAUUGUUAAAAUCUUGGUGGAAGUGAUGAGUCCAAUACUAGUCUGGAGGGAUCUUUCAUCUUCAAAUUAUUCAGGUUGUUAAUUCUCAUAUAGUAGAGCUUUGAUCAAUGGCCACUAAAAAAGUCAAAGAAGCCUCCCCAUCAAUGUUUCGAUGUUCUUACCACGUUUUCUUGAGUUUCAGGGGUGAAGAUACCCGCAAGACCUUUACCGAUCAUCUUUAUACAGCUUUAGUUCAUGCAGGAAUUCACACGUUUAGAGACGAUGACGAACUUGAGAGAGGAGAAGAAAUUGAUUUAAACCUACAUAGGGCAAUUGAGGAAUCGAGGAUUUCAAUAAUUGUUUUGUCAAAAGACUAUGCAUCUUCGGGAUGGUGUCUUAAUGAACUUGUGAAGAUACUUGAACGGAAGAGAACUGUCGAUCACAUAAUAUUGCCGGUGUUCUACCAUGUUGAUCCAUCACAUGUCAAGAAGCAAACGGGGAGUUUUGCAGAAGCAUUUGCAAAACAUAAAGAGGAAUUGAAGGUGGAGAACAAUGAAAGAAAACAAAAGGGGCUCGCGAAGGUAGAGAGGUGGAGGGCGGCUCUUAGAGAAGUUGCAGAUUUGCCAGGGAUGGUCUUAAAAGAUGGGCAUGAGGCAAGGUUUAUUAAGCAAAUCAUCAAGGAGAUUGCAAAUAAAUUGAAUAGAACAAUCUUUAGUCUGCCCCCCUACCAAAUUGGAAUUGAUUCUCGUGUAGAAGAAAUUAAUUCUUGGUUACAAGAUGGAUCAGCAGAUGUUGGCAUUGUGACAAUAUGUGGGAUGGGUGGAAUAGGGAAGACAACCAUUGCCAAAAUAGUUUAUAAUCUGAAUUUUGACAGAUUUGAAGCUAGUAGUUUUCUAGCAAAUAUUAGAGAAAUAUCAGAACAACACAAUGGCUUGGUUUGUUUGCAAAGAAGACUGCUGCAGGAUAUUUUGAAGGGGAAACAAAAAAAAAUUUGUAGUGUCCAUGAAGGUAUUGUUAGGAUUAAAGAUGCUCUAUGUUGUAAAAGAGUUUUGCUUGUUCUUGAUGAUGUGGAUCAAGUGGACCAAUUAAAUGCAGUGCUCGUAAUGCAAGAUUGGUUUUAUCCAGGAAGUAAAAUUAUCAUAACUACUAGGCGUGAGCACUUGAUGAAGGCACAAAAACUGUACAAGUUGCAUAAGGUCAAGGAAUUAAAUGACGAUGAAUCACUUGAGCUCUUAAGUUGGCACACCUUUCGACAAAACCACCCCAUUGAAGGUUACGAGGAGCACUCAAAAAGAGUUGUGAGCUACUGCAGAGGGUUGCCUUUAGCCCUUCAAGUUUUGGGUUCUUCUUUAUUUCAAAGAAAUUUAGAUGUAUGGGAAAGUGCAUUAAAGAAAUUGAAAGCGAUUCCUGAUAGCCAAAUCCUUACAAAACUUAAAAUAAGUUUUGAUUCUUUGCAAGAUGACCAUGACAGAAAUUUGUUCUUAGAUGUUGCUUGUUUCUUUGUGAAAAAGACAAAGAUUUCACAAUUACAGCUAGAUGGAUGUGAUUUCUACACUAAAGCAGGGAUUGACAACCUCAUUGAUAGAUGCCUGUUAAUAAUUGAUCAAAAGAACAAGUUGAUGAUGCAUCAAUUGCUUCAAGAUAUGACACAAGAAAUUAUAUGGCAAGAAUCAACUGAAGAACCUGAGAAAAGGAGCAGACUAUGGCAUCAUAAGGAUGCAUUCAAUGUAUUAAUUGAAAAAACUGGGACAGAAACAGUUGAAGGCCUCAUCCUCAACAUGAACGGGUUUAACGAAGAGGAGCCAUCCAGGAGGGUAAAUAAUUCAAAAAGACAUCAUUCUGAAUAUUUUCAUGGCAACUCAUCAUUCCUUUAUAAAGGCAGUUCACCAUCAUCAAAGCGACGUCGUCUAAGCUUCUCUUGGCUCUCCAUGAAUUCUUCCUCAACAGAAUCAUUUCCAACAUCUAAAGAAGUAAAUAUACACACUGAUGCAUUUUCAAGAAUGCAGAGACUGAGAAUACUCCAGCUCUAUAAUGUAUGGCUUACUGGAUACUAUGAAGAAUUUCCUAAGAAGUUAAGAUGGCUUUGUUGGCAUGGGUUCCCUUUAAAAUCUAUACCCAAUGAUUUUUCUUUGGAGAGCUUGGUUGCACUUGAUAUGAGCUAUAGCAACCUGGAACGAGUUUGGAAUGGAACAAAGUUGCUCAGAUUAUUAAAAAUCCUCGAUCUCAGUCAUUCUCAUCGCCUCACCAAUACACCUGACUUCUCAGAACUGCCUAAUCUUGAGAGAUUGUUUUUUAAAGAUUGCAUAAAUUUGAUUGAGGUUCAUGGGUCCAUUGGAGAAUUAGGCAGACUUGUUUUGUUAAAUCUAGAAAACUGCAAAAACCUUAAGAAGCUUCCACACAAUAUUGGUCACUUAAAAUCCCUUGAAAAACUCUUUCUCUCUGGUUGCUCAAAGCUGAAUGAGUUGCCUACAGAGCUGGGCAAGAUGGAAUCUUUGAAGGUGUUUGAGGCAGAUGAAACUGCCAUACAUCAGUCACUCUCUAUCAUUGGUGAGGAAAUAUCAUGGGGUUCAGUGUUGCGGUCAUGGAUGUUGACACCAAGAAAGAGUCCUACAUCCAUUGGAUUUUCAUUGGCUUCUUUGUCACGCUCAUUAGUAAGCUUAAGUCUUGAAGAUUGCAAUCUGUCAGAUGAUGCUAUUCCAAAGGAUCUUGGUGGCCUAUCCUUGCUGCAGCACUUGGAUCUAAAUAAAAACCCCAUUUGUAAUCUACCAGAUAGUAUCAGGGACCUUACUGCACUCCAGAAACUUGAGCUAGCACAUUGCACAAAACUCCAUUCACUUCCGGAGCUUCCAAUGAGUUUAAAUAACUUAAAUAUACAUAAAUGCAGUUCGUUGGAAAUGGUAACAAAUCUUCCAAACCUGUUGAGAUCACUGGUGCUGGCGAUAACUUCUUGUGACAGCCUAGUUGAGAUUCAGGGAUUAUUCAAGCUAGUACCCAUAAAGAACAUUAAUGCAGAGAUGUUCAAUAAUAUGGGUUGGUUCAACUUGGAAGCAAUGGGAAAGGUCGAGGUGACUUUAUUCAAUGUCAUGACAAUAAGAACAGUGAAAGUUCCCCUUCAGGGACUUUAUGAAUUUAUUAUAUUCAACACUUUUCUUCCUGGAAAUGAGGUUCCAAGCUGGUUCAGCAAUAAGAGCACGGGAUCCUCAAUUUGUUUGAAUGUGCCUUCACUUCCUAAUCUCAAAAUCCAAGGCUUGAAUGUAUGUGUUGUGUAUGAGCAAACAUAUGCAAAAUCUGAUGACCGAAGAAAUGAGUACUGGGAUAAUAUUUUUAUUAGAACCAGCAAUAAGACCAAGGGUUUUAAGUGGAUCUAUAGUCCCACUUUUGUGGGACUUCCAAAAGACAAUGAACAUAUGAUAUGGUUAAGCCAUUGGAAGAUCGGAAAUCAAUUGGAAGGUGGCGAUGAAGUGGAUGUUACAGUGUUUUUGUGGGCUUAUAUGAAGCUAAAAGAGUUUGGCAUUCAAGUUGUGUAUGAGCAAGAAGAGAACAAUACACAGCAGGGAGACUUGUAUCCUUCUUUUCAUAAUGUUGUCAACGAAGAUCUGUCGGCAUAUCAAGUCAGCACAGGCAUGUACUUCCUCUGCCAUCAUGAUUUUGACAUCUAUCAAGACUGCUCAAAAAGUGGUGGCUGGACUUCCAAAGGCUGGUAUGACUUCUUAUUUGGUGACUCUGUAACGACUGCACUGCGUAAAUAUUUCAAUAAUAUUUCGGGUGACUACCCUCUUAAUUAUAUGAUUAUAUGUUUCGUUGGAAGUGGUAACAAAUCUUUCAAACCUGUUAAGAUCACUGGUACUGGCUACAACUUUUUGGACUUUAUGAAUUUAUUAUAUUCAACACUUUUCUUCCUGGAAAUGAGGUUCCAAACUGGUUCAGCAAUAAGAGCAAAAUCUGAUGAUCGAAGAAAUGAGUACUGGGAUAAUAUUUUUAUUAGAACCAGCAAUAAGACCAAGCGUUUUAAGUGGAUCUAUAGUCCCACUUUUGUGGGACUUCCAAAAGACAAUGAACAUAUGAUAUGGUUAAGCCAUUGGAAGAUCGGGAAUCAAUUGGAAGGUGGCGAUGAAGUGGCUAUUACAGUGUUUUUGUGGGCUUAUGUGAUGUUGAAAGAGUUUAGCAUUCAAGUUGUGUAUGAGCAAGAAGAGAACAAUACCCAACAGGGAGACUUGUAUCCUUCUUUUCAUAAUGUUGUCAACGAAGAUUUGUCGGCUUAUCAAGUCGGCACAAGCAUGUACUUCCUCUGCCAUCAUUAUUUUGACAUCUAUCAAGACUGCUCAAAAAGUGGUGGCUGGACUUCCAAAGGCUGGUAUGACUUCUUAUUUGGUGGCUCUGUAACAACUGCACAGUGUAAAUAUUUCAAUAAUAUUUCGGAUGGCUACCCUCUUGAUUCAUAA
Camellia sinensis is the source of this 4599-nucleotide messenger RNA. The record is from RefSeq and is a predicted model, not a curated record. Lineage: Eukaryota; Viridiplantae; Streptophyta; Magnoliopsida; Ericales; Theaceae.